CUGACUUCUCCUGCAGUCAACUUCGCAACGCCCAUCUCGCCGGCCACCGCCUCCUCAAUACCGAAUCAGGAGCCCGAACGACAAGAUGAGUCCUCUUCAGGGUCCGGACCGAUACCCUCGCGAUCAUCUAGCAGCGGAGGGAGAAGGCAGGGCGAAAGCGGACAAGACCAACAAGGGGAAUACGCUGUCGGCAAUCUCUUCAAAAGCCGCGAUGCGCCGUCCUUCUUCGGCUCGUCCUACUUCGGCCCCCAAGCGGCUGCGAAAAUCAUACAAGCUCCCGCGCCCGAGCUCUCUUCCGGACUUUCACAAAAGGCUCAAGCGGGCUCAACACAUUCCUUCCGAGACGAAGGAGGGCCUUUCUCCCAGAUUUGGGAACUCCUGGGGCUGCUUCCGAGAAAGAAGUCGACUGUUGAUAGGUUGACGGACUGCUUCCUGAACGAGCUGAACUGGGCUAUUGAUGCCGUCCAGCCGAACUCGUUCAAGGCCAAGUACGAUAACUUCUGGUCAAGGAAGUUUGGCUUCGAUGAUUUUGCAACGAUCGAUCUCCGCUGGUUGGCGCUGCUGUUCAUCGUAAUGGCCUACGGCGUGCUCUUGGAUUGUCCGAAGCCCCGGAACAAGGAGGUUCAGAGGGAAGUCCACGAGACGUCGCAACGGUUCUACUGGGCUGCCCGACGCGCCAUCGUCAUUGCGCCGACCUUCUACGGCGAAUCGACGGAUCUCGUCAGGGCUGGGGUGCUGGUGACGCGAUACCUCAUCUACACUCGCCGCGUCCCGGAAUCGUGGCUAACUACUAGCUUCGCGAUGCGCAUGGCUCAGGCCCAGGGUAUGCAUAUCGACGGCGAGAGGUGGAGGUUACCCAGAAAGGAGAUGGAGACCAGAAGGCGGCUGUGGAGUAACCUUUACAUGCUGGAUAAGACCAUCGCCCUUGCCCUCGGAAGGCCGUUUGCGAUUGUUGAUCAGCAAUGUCUGGUCAAGCAAGCAUCCAACGUCUGGCUGGAUGACCUUGAUGACGAAGAAGCGUCAAAGGUUCCCGAGGCACCUCUGUCAGAGCCAACACCAAGCGUCUUCAGCCGACUUGCCCAUGAGCUGGCCGUUGUGGUCGGCAAGAUCCAGGAAAGAUGUUUCGGAUUGUUCACCGUGUCCUACGAAACGGUCUUGACCUUAGACAAGGAGAUUGAUACCUGGAGGAGCAGGCUACCGCCGUACUUCGAGGUCGAAGACGCCGACACCUCCAAAGACGAGAGGCUCCCUUUUCUGCCGUGGCAAAGACUCCAUCUCCACAGCAUGUACCACUUUGCUCGCGUCACCCUCCAUCGCCCGUUUCUUCUUCGUCAGUCCAUCACCAACCGCUACAAACACAGCCACGAUGUCUGCAUAGCGUCCGCCUGCGCCGACCUCGAGAUGGGCCUGAAGCUGUUCAGCCAACCCCUGACGGACCGGCUGAAAUGGAGUCUCGGCCCACACAACCUUUUCAACAGCGCGUUGGUGCUGGGAAUCAUCGCCGUGCGAGACCCCCAUACACGGAGGUCGCAGGCCAUUCUUGAAGAUCUGGCAGCGUACUGCGAGAUGCAGCGGAACGACGUUUGGCUCAACGAGUUCGCCUUGGCUGAAGUGAAAAUUGUCGAGUUGUGUGUGAAGAAGGCGAGGCAGUCUCAACCACCGGCGCCGAACCCAAUGGUUCCCUUGGCUUUGGCAUCCCCGGCCGAACGUCCGUUGCAAUCCGUAGGCCAGCCAAAUCUGAUGCCUACACAACCACAAUUACCGGUCGAGAGUCCCGAAUUUGAUCCGCUGUUGGUCGGUCUUGGACUUCCCUACAGCACCUCAAGCGCGCAGAUGACGUGGGACGAUCCGGGCUUCUUUCUUCCGGAAAGCGGAGAUUUAUCUCAGUGGGAACAUGUCAUCAACACGAUAAUGCAUGAUCAAACGAAUAUCUAG
Molecule: messenger RNA, 1935 nt
Organism: Colletotrichum karsti
Lineage: Eukaryota; Fungi; Ascomycota; Sordariomycetes; Glomerellales; Glomerellaceae
Product: nucleus protein
Exons: 1
Biological process (GO): DNA-templated transcription
Molecular function (GO): DNA binding; zinc ion binding
Source: RefSeq, a predicted model, not a curated record